Messenger RNA from Penicillium pulvis, 1647 nucleotides. RefSeq names its product putative phosphatidylinositol-3,4,5-trisphosphate 3-phosphatase. Bases 1 to 1647 code for a protein of 548 amino acids. Gene Ontology annotation, molecular function: protein tyrosine phosphatase activity; phosphatidylinositol-3,4,5-trisphosphate 3-phosphatase activity; protein tyrosine/serine/threonine phosphatase activity. Lineage: Eukaryota; Fungi; Ascomycota; Eurotiomycetes; Eurotiales; Aspergillaceae. The transcript has 3 exons. Gene Ontology annotation, biological process: protein dephosphorylation; negative regulation of cell population proliferation; phosphatidylinositol 3-kinase/protein kinase B signal transduction. Gene Ontology annotation, cellular component: cell projection; nucleus; cytosol. The record is from RefSeq and is a predicted model, not a curated record.
AUGUCCUCGAUUCUCCGCCAAAUCGUCGCUGGACCUAGACUACAGCAUCCGGAAGCGAAUUUGGAUCUAUGCUAUGUGACUGAUAACAUCAUCGCUACCUCCGGCCCCUCAGGGACCUACCCCCAACGAGCUUACCGCAACCCUCUCGACGCCCUCGUGACCUUCCUCGACUCAAAACAUGGCUCAAACUGGUGCAUCUGGGAGUUCCGCGCCGAAGGAACGGGUUACCCUGACUCAGAGGUUUAUGGACGAAUCCACCAUUUCCCAUGGCCAGAUCACCACCCACCGCCCUUCGCCCUGAUCCCCAAUAUAAUGGGCAGCAUGCGAAACUGGCUGCACCGUCUAGACGAGCAGAAGGGUUCAGAAACCGUUGAUAAGAAGUCAGUCGCGGGAAAAACAGAUUCGCCUAGCGACCGGGUCGUUGUCGUGCACUGCAAAGCUGGCAAAGGACGCAGCGGGACAAUCGCAACGUCGUACUUGAUAAGUCAAGAAGGAUGGAAAAAAGAAGAUGCACUACAACGGUUUACGGACCGACGUAUGCGUGUCGGUUUUGGGGCUGGCGUUAGUAUCCCGAGUCAGCUCCGGUAUGUGGAUUACGUCGACCGGUGGACGAAUCAAAUGAACAAAGUAUAUGUUGAGCGUCCUGUUGAGAUUCUCGAAGUCCACGUUUGGGGAAUGCGUGAUGGCGUCAAGGUUGCGGUGGAGGGGUACGUGGACGAAGGCAAAAAGCAAAAAUGCAUCCAUAUGUUCCAUCGGCGUGAAAGAACGGUUAUCGAAUCAGGUAACACAACACCUUCAAAGCAGAUGAAUGCGGAGACUGGAAAUACAGAUAAAACUACGAGUUUGCCCCUCUCAGCCGCGACAUGGGCGCCAUCGCCCGUAGCUUCACAAAGCGAUGUCUCUUCGGAAGCAGAACUCACCCGGCGAUCGACCAUGUCACCAUCAACCAUAGUAUCUGCCGCGAUUUUCAGACCAGAGAAACCUCUGAUCGUACCUGGUUCAGACGUGAACAUCGACUUCGAACGACGGAGUAAAGCGUCAUACACGGGUUUCGCAAUGGUAACAUCCGUCGCGCACGUCUGGUUCAAUCCUUACUUCGAAGGCGGCGAUAAGGAGGACUCAGGCGUUUUCGAAACGGAGUGGGACGCUUUGGACGGAAUUAAGGGGAGCGCGAGGAAGGGUAUCCGUGCUCUAGAGCGAUUGAAGGUUGUAUGGCGGUAUCCGGAGACUGUUCGAGCCGAUAGCAACGGACGACCAAUCAGCGAACCGAACCCCGGCGAGCCGAUUUUCGAAGGUCACGCUGCGGAUUGGCGACAGAAGCGUGCUGAGAAUGAGGGUGAGGAGAACAAACCUCCUCUGCCGGAACGUGGUAUUUCAGAGGCAGCACCUGCUGCGACUGCGACUGAUGCGGGUGCGGCCGUACCUACUAUUAUGUCCCCGCAUGAUAAGGCGUCUGUUCAGGAGCUGGAGAGGCAGUUGGGGUUAAGGCAGCAGACGGAUGCAAGUAAGGAUGUUAGUUUGGCUGGAAGCGAAGAUGAGGGACAGGCUGUUGAUGAGGAGGGAAGGGCGGCUAAGGGCAAGGGCAAUGGGAAUGGGGACAUGGAGGGUGUGAGGUCUUAUUUCCAGAAUGAACAGAAUAAGGGUUGA